CUGCCGGCUGCGGGGUCGGGAUGGCGCAGCCCGCAGAGGCCUCGGGCCACACGGCGACCGCCAGCGCCAGCAUGGACAACAACGUCCUGGCCAUCGUCAUCGCCGCCACGGUGUCCACCUCCGUCUUCAUCGUGGCGAUCCUCAUUCUGCUGCUGCUCUUGUACCACCGGGACCCCAUGUGCUGCCAAUUCCUCUGCUCCUGCCGCCUGUUCCAGACCCCCAGCCAGUAUGACCGCCCCCCGCCCUACUUCAGCAGCAGCCAGCAGCUGGUGGGACCCCAGCGUGGAGCCUCACGGCUGGAGAGCAGUGCUGAGAACCCCGGCAUGCAGGGAGACGAGCUCUUCUGUGUCGGACCCCCCAGCACGUACCAGCUCCCGUCCUGGGAGCAGCCCCGCCUGCCUAGCUACGAGAGCGUGCGGAAGAAGGAUCGCCAGCGGGAGAUCCAUCAGAUGAUUGCUGACAGGUUUGGGCUGUGGGCAGAGCCAUCCCAGGAGAUGCCACCUCCUUAUGAGCAUGCUCUGAGGCAUCCUCCAGCUUUCUCAGGAACAGGAAUAAGCUCAGAGACCUUGGACAGACAUGGUGUUCCAGACCCUUUCCAUGCCCCCUUCAGCUACCAAACUCAGCGGAACACUGCGGUGUAAGGCCUUGGCCUCAGUGUACUGCUGCUUCCCGUGCUGUCAGCAACAGAAGUGCCUGGGAUACCAUUUUCCUCCACAGUGAAUGGCCAAACCUUCACCCAGAUCCACAAUCAGCUGAAACACAGGCAAGACCAACCCAGCCAUUAGUGACAUCCCUCUUGCAGCACAAGAACAACCACAGAGCCAUUGCUGGGUACUGCGCUGAGCAGAGGAACCAGGGACAUCUGCUCACUCUUCUCUGGCAAACACCAAAGACAAAGGUCCAGCUGCUGGAGCUGCACAGGGCAAAGCCAAGGAAUGUCUGCUAGGCCAGAGCUCCUCAGGAGCAGCAUUUCAUACCUCUGUGAGGCAGCACUGCUGGCUGCACAAAGGAUCAGACCUCAGGCACUGGUGGUAUUGUGCUGCUUCACCUGUUCUUAGGUUAUCAGGUGUUUUACUGUAUCUGGAUUACCUGCCAGGUGGAAAUCCUCACCUGUGAGUGGCAGAAAGGAUGGGCUUUGGAGCACUGCUGCAUGCUCUGGCACCAGCGGCCUCUGUGACUGACAGUGGUUCUGUACAGAGCCCACACAUGGAUGUGGAGAGGCUCCAUGGGUUAUACCCAAAUACAGACCACCAAGAUGAACCACGGGACUGGAUCUGCAGGCUGGGAAAGGACAGAUGCACGGACUGAACAGCUGGAGGUCUACAUGAAGACUGUGAAGCACAGGUGGACACAUGUGCCUGACCCAGUUC
Messenger RNA from Pyrgilauda ruficollis (rufous-necked snowfinch), 1370 nucleotides. RefSeq lists its product as uncharacterized. NCBI's taxonomy places the organism in Eukaryota, Metazoa, Chordata, Aves, Passeriformes, Passeridae. The transcript is spliced from 5 exons. The coding region runs from base 21 to 641 and encodes 206 amino acids. The record is from RefSeq and is a predicted model, not a curated record.